Molecule: messenger RNA, 1085 nt
Organism: Apus apus (common swift)
Lineage: Eukaryota; Metazoa; Chordata; Aves; Apodiformes; Apodidae
Gene: RAX
Product: retina and anterior neural fold homeobox
Exons: 3
Coding region: 1-987 (328 amino acids)
Biological process (GO): positive regulation of transcription by RNA polymerase II
Molecular function (GO): DNA-binding transcription factor activity, RNA polymerase II-specific; RNA polymerase II cis-regulatory region sequence-specific DNA binding
Source: RefSeq, a predicted model, not a curated record
AUGCACCCGCCCGGCGCCCUGCUCGCCAUGGCCGAGGGCGCCUUCUCGCUGUCCGCUCCCGCGGCACGGAGCCCCGGGGGUAACCCGUCGAGGCUGCACAGCAUCGAGGCCAUCCUGGGGUUCACCAAGGAGGACGGGCUGCUGAGCCCCUUCCCUCCCGACGGCAGCGCCGGCAGCGCCAAGGCGGCGGAGCGGCGGGGUCCCCGGCACUGCCUCCCCAAGGGGCCCGGGGAGCCGCCGCCGGCCGAGCCGCAGGGCCGUGCCGAGCGCUUCCAAGGUGAGCGCGGCGGGCGGGAGGCGCCGGAGCCGUACUGCCCCGGCAGCGCCAGCCCCGAGCUGCCCGCCGGCAGCAGCGGCGAGGGGAAGCCGUCGGAGGAGGAGCAGCCCAAGAAGAAGCACCGGCGGAACCGCACCACCUUCACCACGUACCAGCUCCAUGAGCUGGAGCGCGCCUUCGAGAAGUCCCACUAUCCCGACGUGUACAGCCGGGAGGAGCUCGCCAUGAAGGUCAACCUCCCGGAGGUCCGCGUGCAGGUGUGGUUUCAGAACAGACGGGCCAAGUGGCGGCGGCAGGAGAAGUUGGAGGUGACUUCCAUGAAGCUGCAGGACUCGCCCAUCCUCUCCUUCAACCGCUCGCCACAGGCAACACCCAUGGGUCCUCUCAGCAGCAGCCUGCCCCUGGAGACGUGGCUGAGCCCGCCGGUGCCCAGCAGCACGGCCCUGCAGAGCCUGCCCGGCUUCGUGUCCUCGCCGCAGAGCCUGCCCGGCAGCUACACCCCCCCGCCCUUCCUGAACUCUCCGGCUGUGACCCACGCGCUGCAGCCCCUGGGGGCCAUGGGGCCACCACCGCCUUACCAGUGCGGGGCCACCUUUGUGGACAAGUUCCCCUUGGACGAGGCAGACCCGCGCAACACCAGCAUUGCUGCCUUGCGGAUGAAAGCCAAGGAGCACAUCCAGUCCAUCGGCAAACCCUGGCAGACAAUCUGAGCUCCCUCUUCAGCACCUGGGAGGACCCCACGGGCACGGCUGGUCCUGGGAUGACCAAGGGACACCCUUGCCCUGCUCCGGCUCCCCUGAACAGCCAG